UGCACAAUAAGUUAAAACACCAUCUAUUGACAGACCCACCCUUUUCUUUUCUAGUCCACAGGACUUUUUAUGUUAUGUUAGAUUGCAGCUUACUGUUAGUUAUUCAACAAGUGAAGUCUCCUUUUUAUACGUACUAUAUAUAAAAGUUAAAUAUAGACUGAUAUUAAACUGCUGUAAAAUUCCAGUGGAGUGAAUUUGGGUCUUAAGUUGAAACACUGACCUGUUUCUGAUUGGCUAAUGAGCUCUAUUUGAAUAUCUCUCAGGCUGAUUUAAGAAACAUAUAAUGGCUUCUCGGGGGAAAUCAGAAACUGGGAAACUAAAGCAGAACAUGGAGGAGCAGCUGGAUCGAUUAAUGCAGCAGCUACAAGAUCUAGAGGAGUGCAGAGAAGAGCUUGAUGAUGAUGAGUAUGAGGAAACCAAAAAAGAGACACUGGAGCAGCUGAAUGAGUUUAAUGAGUCCCUGAAAAAGCUCAUGUCCGGAAACAUGACCCUCGUGGAUGAAUUGGGAGGGAUGCAGCUAGCUAUCCAAGCUGCCAUCAGCCAAGCAUUUAAGACCCCUGAAGUUAUUCGACUGUUUGCAAAGAAGCAGCCUGGGCAAUUACGCACAAGAUUAGCAGAGAUGGACCGUGACGUGAUGGUGGGGAAACUUCCCAGAGACGUGUACACUCAGCAAAAACUGGAGAUCCUCACGGCCCUGAGAAAACUGGGCGAGAAGCUUACAGCAGAGGAUGAAGCUUUUCUAACAGAAAACGUCAGUGCCACUCUGAGCCAGUUUGAGAAGGUUACAGCGAAUAUGAGAUCUGAAGAUAAGAUCAUGGCCUUAGCUAGCUCUGGAGUUGAAAAGACCUACACCUAGUGAUGCAGUUUAUCUCCUAUUGUGUCGUUUUUUGUGACGUGUGAUUAUAUUUUUAAAUGGAGUUUUAAUGUAAUGUGUUUCGGAUCACGAUUCUGAAGUGCCAUUCAGUAGAGUUUCUUACUGUGACAGUGUAAUUAUUUACAUGUUUAACCUUUACGUUUCAAAUACAUUUCUGAGUGUGAUUGUCCAAUUGCGGUACAGUAAAGUAAACAGAUGAGAUUUAAUGUAUAAUAGAUACACCUUUGGUACACUGUGUUAGAUGAUUUGUAUUUUGCAAAAUCCUGUGUGUGGCUUUAGGGAAAAUGAAUGUCUUGAUGUUGGACUGUAUUGAAAGUUUCAGAUAAAUUUCAUUGUUGAACGUGUUACUUUUACACUUGAUCUAUUUGUGACUCAUUUACAUCAUUUAAUUCGUAUAUAUCUACAUAAUACACAAACACGGCUGUCUGAUUUGGAGUUUGAUUCGAGUAUUCAGAACCGCAUGCUUUUUAUUCACGAACAUGAGACAUUAAUAAUAAUAAUAAUAAUAAUUGUACCUUUUCCUAUUAGUUUUUUUUGUAUAGAUGUGUUAUUUACUAAUGUUGAAUAACAAUGCCUUAUAUGUUAAUACACUUGAAAACCUGGAAAAAAUGGUCA
Molecule: messenger RNA, 1489 nt
Organism: Hemibagrus wyckioides
Lineage: Eukaryota; Metazoa; Chordata; Actinopteri; Siluriformes; Bagridae
Gene: lzic
Product: leucine zipper and CTNNBIP1 domain containing
Exons: 6
Coding region: 284-856 (190 amino acids)
Molecular function (GO): beta-catenin binding
Source: RefSeq, a predicted model, not a curated record